Molecule: messenger RNA, 406 nt
Organism: Zingiber officinale
Lineage: Eukaryota; Viridiplantae; Streptophyta; Magnoliopsida; Zingiberales; Zingiberaceae
Exons: 2
Coding region: 33-272 (79 amino acids)
Molecular function (GO): serine-type endopeptidase inhibitor activity
Source: RefSeq, a predicted model, not a curated record
CUUCCAUCCCUCUGAAUCUCUGUUCAUCAGCAAUGGCGAACGCCAAGUACUCUGCUCUCGCAGUUGUUCUGUUAUUAACAGGCAGUGUGGUGUUUGGAUUGGUGAAGCUUGCGGACGCCAAAAUUUGCCCGGAGUUUUGCCUGCAAGCAGAGUACAUGACGUGCAACUCCACGGGCGGUGAGAGGCUGAAGGCUGCGUGCAACUGCUGCUUCGCUCCACAAAGGGGAUGCUCCAUUCACCUCCUUAAUGGACGCCAAAUCAACUGCACUUAAAAUUGCUCUGCGCUUGUGUGUAGCAGCAGAUGUUUGUCACUCUGUUCCAAAUGCUUUGACUAAUGCAUCCAAAUAGAAGAUCUUGCCCCCGAGAAUGUAGAAUUAGUUUUAUUUUAAUUGUAUUCUCUUCCUCA